AAACGGAUUUAUUGACUCCCUAAAGAAGGAACCGAUUCUGAACAGCUGAAACAAGUCGUUAGUAAUUCCAGAUUUACUUCCUGUACCAACCUACUUAGGUUUGUAACAAAAAGUCAAAAAGAACAGAUGGAGCUGAAACUCGUUAUGGUAGUGGGCGUUCCUGCCCAAUCAGAUUAGAGUAUGCUCUCUGAAAGGAGGAGGAGUUUAGAAUAAAUCCUUUAGAACGAAUCAUUUAAGGAGUUGUUUUUGAUACUGGGGGGAAAAAGGUGCCAUUUAAAUUAUGAGCACAUUAGAGUGUUUUUUGACCUUGGAUGCAUGUAAAUCUAUCGUAUGAGAUCUUUAAAACAAAAUUAGGCACGUUUCAAAACCAUAAUAGCUGCACUUUAAUGGUCCAACAAAAAUGUAUAUUUAAAAAAAUGAUCACAAUGAUCACAAAUUUCUAUUAUUCAUAUCAAAUAUGUCACAUUUAUCCUAGGUUUUGCCAUUGUACAGUUUGUUCUUAUCAACAACCUCCUCUACACACACACACACACACACACACACACAGUAUCUGCUCUCACUCUACACCUCUUCAUCACAAUCAUGCUGAAAUAUUCUAAGCAGCCAAGAUCCUUUAAUGUUCAAUAACAGAAUGCCAAGGACCCUUUUGAAUGUGUAGUACAUUCCCCUGCCCUUUGCUAUUAGUGACAUGACCCUUUACCAUGCUGCUCACUAUGAGUUCAGCAAUUCUGAAACUUUUUGUUACCAGAGAUGUCUUCCAGUUCCACAGAACUCAAACGGGCUACUCUGUGGGAAGAAGAAUGGCCAUUCUGUGACUGUUAGUGUCCAUGUGACCACUGCUCCAACAGCUGGAGGCUGAACCAUAAAUUGUAGUUGUACAGUUGUUUGGCAUCCAGAGCUGGACAGCGCUAGAACCUUCAACUGUGAGGUGAAGAGACGGAAGGAAAGAUGGACAUGGACAUGGAGGAUGAAAUGGGACGCACUCUGGUUCAGGUCAUCAGUGAGAAGUACAACCCAGACAACUUCCCAUACUGCCGUGGGCCUGGGGCCGGUGUGGUGAUCCGGACCAGUCCUCAGGGUUCUCCUGUCAAAGAUCGUCUAAAUCUGCCCAGUGUGCUGGUUCUGGAAAGCUGUGGAAUAAGUCACGCAGGAGAUGAGGAGGAAGUGGCAACGUUCUGCGCUCAUGUGGUGGAGUUGGACCUAUCUCGCAACCAGUUCAGAGAUUGGGGAGAGAUCAGUAAGAUCCUGUCUAACAUCCCUCAUUUGGACUUUCUCAAUUUGAGCAUGAAUCCUCUGAAGGGCUCCUGCCUGGAGCCUGGGGGUGCUGAAGCCUUCUCAGGCCUUCGCCGCCUCGUCCUCAACAGCACACAUGUGUCCUGGGCCAUGGUGCACACGCUCACGCAAGAGAUCCCUGAACUGGAGGAGCUCUUCCUGUGCUUGAAUGAGUAUGAGUGUGUGAACUUGUCACGGGUACCCUGCCCAUCGCUGCGCCUGCUGCACAUCACUGAUAAUCUGCUGCAGGACUGGAGCGAGGUGCGCAAGCUGGGCCUCCUGUACCCUCGUCUGACCUCGCUCAUUCUCGCUAAUAACUCUCUCUCUUCCAUCCACGAGCCUGAGGACUCACUGCAGUGCCUGUUCCCUAACUUGCACAGUAUCAACUUGCACAACUCAGGUUUGAAUUGCUGGGAGGACAUCGAGAAGCUCAAUUACUUCCCGAAGCUUCGGGAGGUUCGUCUAAUGGGCAUCCCCUUACUGCAGCCGUACACUGACCAAGAGAGACGAUACCUUACGAUAGCACAUUUGCCGUCAGUCACUGUUCUGAAUGGAAGUGUGGUGACAGAUGGAGAAAGAGAGGAUGCUGAACGCUUCUACAUCCGCUAUCACCUGGACUGUCCUGAGGAUGAGUUACCACAGAGGUUUCACAAUCUUGUGGCCUGUUAUGGGCGCCUGGCACCACUGGCAGACGUGGAUUUGCGGCCACUGAGCUGUGCCCAGGUUGAGCUGCACUUUGGGGACAACACCAAGCAGCUGGAGCUCCGGCUAGAGCAGACUGUGGCUGACCUCAAGAAACAGCUCAGGCCUAUAGUGCAGCUGCCAGUCAACAAGAUGCGUGUGUACUACAUUGACAGGCAGCUGGGUUAUGCACUAGCACCUCAAGAGCUGAAGUAUGGAGCCCGAGCCCUCCAUUCCUACAGCAUCCGGGAUGGAGAUGAGAUCCUGGUAGUGCCAAAGAGUCAGUGAAUAAAGCGAUAUGAUCACAGAGACAAUAGUUAAAAAAGGGGCCAGUUGAUAUGGAAGAAUCAAAUAAAGAUCUCCCAGUAAAGCCAGUGUAAACAAUGAGUUCCAAAUCAAUUUAUAUAUCAGUGAACCACUCUGUCUUGUGGAAAGUCAGAGAGAUAAGGGCUGUGUGUCCUAAAAGCUGACCAUUUACUAUGUUGAACCUGGGAGAUCUAACACUGUCCAGCAGAAGUAAUCAUUUCCAAAAAGACUCUAAAUUGGGAUAUAGCCUCUUCUCUUCUUGCUACACUGUUACAUGGGUCAGUGGUGUAUUUUUAUUUCCAAAGCUAACCAAGAUUUCAAAAGUUUUAACUCACCUGUUGAUAAUUUAUUGUGUUACAUAUACAAUAUGCAUAUGUGCAUGCGACUGCUUCUCAGGAACAACAAAUCGCAUGCACUUUCAAGUAUUAUUUUUUACCACUUAUGGUCUACAAUACACAUUAUUUUUAAGACACAAUCCUAUAUUACAAGCAUUACAGGCUUACACAUAUCCACAUAUCUCAGUGUAUAGAGAAUUCACAAAUCUCUUGUUUUAAAUGCACCCAUUUUGAAAUUCAGAUCCAGCUAAUAAAAGCUUGCAUAGUGAUAUUGACUUAGUGAGUCUGAUCUGACAUGCUAUGAGCUACAGUUUUCCCUGCUACAAGUGUGGUUACAGAAGGAAAUGUUGCCUUGGCGUUUCCUAGAGGUUAGCACCGUAUGAUGAAUGCAUCAGGACUGGCCUAGUCAACAGAGUGUUUGUGAUUGAUUGCUGCAGAAUACACUGAUCCCUGGCUGUGGUAACACCAUCUCAGUCACACAGCCAGGACAGCUUUCUCCCUGCUUAGAUUACAAUAGGGUCACCCCCAAGACUGAACCCUCUCUGGGUUCAUGUGUCUUUUCACAUGCAGUUCAGUUGGUCCUGCCUAGCUUCCCUUAAUAAGACCACUUAAUGUUUGCAAUGGGGUGGAACUCAGCUUCACAUCACAUGAGAAUCUAGUCAUUUGAUAUUCAUUUGCAUGAGCAGCCUUGCUUUUAUUCCUUUUAUGCAGAAAUGCCUUUGAGGCUUUUUAGCGAUUGUUGGUCCUCUCAGUCAGUUUCCUGUCUCAUGUUGGUGCACAAGUAAGACUUGAUAUGCCCAGUUAGUAUUUGUCAAAGUUGACUCACACUGAAAAAUGAGCCAGCAUGAAUAAAACUGCUGGAAUUUGGCUUGCAAUUCUUCGGCAGAUGUAUUUAAUGUGCUAUUCAGGUAGAUUAUUUAUUAAGGUUUUUGACAUAAUUACAUUAUCCACAGUUUUAUUUAGGCUGUGGGCUCAGUAUGGUAAGUCACAUAUUGAGGGGGAAAAAAGAGUUUUUCCAAAAAGCGAUUCUUAUUGGUUUGGUAUAAUUUUAUGUGAAACAGAUUUUAAAGAACUGAAUGGGUUGUUUUUUUUUAAAUUUAGAAAAAACUUUUUAACUUUACAUAUGUGUUUUCUUGAUAUAUGAUUAUUGUUGUGAUAUGUAAAGAGAUCCAGAAUAUAUGAUUUUUGUUGUGAUAUAUAAAGAGAAUCCACGAUUUAUAUUAUCUUGUAUGUGUUCAAGAAGGCUAGACACAUGCAUUUGAGCCAAGUCAUGUGAUGAUACUAAUUGUUAUGUAAGGGAAUUUUACUUGCUUUUGUCAUAUAAUGUGCGACUAUAUGAACAUAUUAUGAACAUGUAUGAGUGAACAGUACAUCAUUACUGACAAUUGAAUCAUCUGCAAAGUCUGUUUUAAAAUGGUCAAUUCAUGCGACUCUUCACAUUUUAGGUUUUGGAUUAUCAUGCCUUGCCCCUCUAUCAGUUCCCAGCAAAGUGUCUCUAAUCCUGAACCGGAUGAACUGGCUGUGAUGCUAUAUGGACAAACUAUGUAUGCUAUCCGUUAGUGAAUAAAUUUAAAGUGGACAUUGUUACAUGCUUUGGUCUUAGUGUACCAUUUUUGUCUAACUGAUAAAUCAUUUCUAUAUCACAUACAAUGUGCAUUUUUUUUUUUUGUAAGCAGCUCAUUAGUGUUGCAUCUUUGUUGCUUCAUCAAUGUCUGAGUCAUGUCUUACCACUGCUGUUUGAGUUCCAUCUGAAGUAAUGUUCUCCUAAUCCUUUGAUUAUGCGAGUCGCCCUUGUUAUGCAGUUUGGUAGCUCAGUCCCAAUUCUCUUCCUAGGGCAUUAGACUCAAAGUGAGUAGUACCUUUAAAUAAAAUUAUCUCUGUUUUGUCUUUAUUUAGUUGAAGGAAAUUUCAGCACAUCCAGUUGUUAAUUUGCUCCAUUUGCCAUUCCAUGUCAAUUCAAUCAAAUUCAAAAAGUUGGUUGAAUCAAUGUAUUAAAAUUACUUCAAACUUAUUCUAGACCAAGAUUGAUAUUUGAAACUGAACAUUACAACAUACUGCUAAUCAGAUAUGAAUACUUCACAAAAUAUAUAUUUAUAUGGCCAUAAGUUUGUGGACACCUGACCAUCACACCUGACCCAAACCCAGACUGGAGCAGGGCUGUGGGUAUUUGCCUAUUCAGUCAGGCACUGAUGUCAAGUGACCACCAAAUUUGGUAAACCAUGUCUUCAUGAACCUCCCUUUGUGCACAGGGGCAUUGUCAUGUUGGAACAGGUCUUAGUUCCAGUGGAGGGAAAUUGUAAUACUAACUGUGAUUCCAAAUUUGUGGCAACAGUUUUGGGGAAGAACCACAUAUGGGUGUGAUGAUCAGAUGUCCACAAACUUUUGACCUUAUAGUGUAGCUGGUUGACUUUGAAGGGCUGUUGUGAUUUGUAAUUUCUUUUACAAUUUAAACUUUAUUCAUGAUUUUUUUUUGUCUAUUUUCGCUUUUAU
This is a messenger RNA of Ictalurus furcatus (blue catfish), 5084 nucleotides long. RefSeq names its product tubulin folding cofactor E-like b (gene tbcelb). Bases 949 to 2241 code for a protein of 430 amino acids. Gene Ontology annotation, cellular component: nucleus. Gene Ontology annotation, biological process: poly(A)+ mRNA export from nucleus. The record is from RefSeq and is a predicted model, not a curated record. Gene Ontology annotation, molecular function: protein binding; RNA binding. The transcript has 9 exons. NCBI's taxonomy places the organism in Eukaryota, Metazoa, Chordata, Actinopteri, Siluriformes, Ictaluridae.